UUCUGGGACAGCGGCAGCAGCGUUCAGGUUCUAAAUGGCUUCUAAGAAGUUGGGUGCAGAUUUUCAUGGGACUUUCAGUGACCUUGAUGAUGUCCCAUUUAAGACAGGAGACAAAUUCAAAACACCAGCUAAAGUUGGUCUACCUAUUGGCUUCUCCUUGCCUGACUGUUUGCAGGUUGUCAGAGAAGUACAGAAUGGCUUCUCUUUGGAAAAGAAAACCAUUGAGUGGGCUGAAGAUAUUAAGAAAAUCCAAGAAGCCCAGUGGGAAGAAGAGCACAGGGCUGAGGAAGCAGAAGCUAAAGUGAAUUCUAAGAGUGGUCCAGAGGGUGACAGCAAAAUGAGCUUCUCCAAGACUCACAGUAUAGCCACAAUGCCACCUCCUAUCAAUCCCAUCCUUGCCAGCUUACAGCACAACAGCAUCCUCACCCCAACUCAGGUCAGCAGCAGUGCCACAAGACAGAAAGCUAGCCCACCCCACACAAAGGCAGAUUUCAAUCCUGCUGACUUUGAGUGUGAAGAAGACCCGUUUGAUAAUCUGGAGUUAAAAACUAUUGAUGAGAAGGAAGAGCUGAGAAACAUUCUGGUAGGAACCAGUGGACCCAUUAUGGCCCAGUUAUUGGACAGUAACUUGCCUAGAGGUGGCUCUGGGUCUGUGUUACAGGAUGAGGAGGUCCUGGCAUCCCUGGAGCGGGCAACCCUAGAUUUCAAGCCUCUUCACAAACCCAGUGGCUUUAUAACCUUACCACAGUUGGGCAACUGUGAAAAGAUGUUGCUGUCUUCCAAAGUGUCUCCCCCCAUCCCUGAAGUAAGCAAUAUCAAGUCCCUGUCCUUCCCCAAACUUGACUCUGACGACAGCAGUCAGAAGACAGCCAAGAUGGCAAGCAGUUUCCACAGCACAUCCUGCCUCCGCAGUGGCACGUUCCGGAAUUCCCUAAAGCCUUCCACCCAAAGCAGUGCCAGUGAGCUCAAUGGGCAUCAUACUCUUGGGCUUUCAGCUUUGAACUUGGACAGUAGCACAGAGGUGCCAACCCUGAACCAUUCCCAGAUGCCUUCCCUCUCUGUCUUGUAUGUGUGCACAGAAGAAUCAUCACCUCCAAAUACCUGUCCCACGGUCACACCUCCUAAUUCCUCAAUGUCACAAGUGCCCAACACUCCCAGCUGUCCCCAGGCUUAUUCUGAACUGCAGACGCUGUCCCCCAGUGAGUGGCAAUGUGUGGAGAUGGUGAUCAACAUGGGCUACUCAUAUGAGUAUGUCUUGAAAGCCAUGAAGAAGAAAGGAGAGAAUAUUGAGCAGAUUCUUGACUAUCUCUUUGCACAUGGACAGCUCUGUGAGAAGGGCUUUGACCCUCUUUUAGUGGAAGAGGCUCUGGAAAUGUAGCAGUGUUCAGAGGAAAAGAUGAUGGAGUUCCUUCAGUUAAUGAGCAAAUUUAAGGAAAUGGGCUUUGAACUGAAAGAUAUCAAGGAAGUUCUGUUAUUACACAACAAUAACGAGGACAAUGCUUUGGAAGACCUCAUGGCUCGGGCGGAAGCCAGCUGA
Messenger RNA from Mesoplodon densirostris (Blainville's beaked whale), 1537 nucleotides. RefSeq names its product ubiquitin-associated protein 1-like. Gene Ontology annotation, biological process: ubiquitin-dependent protein catabolic process via the multivesicular body sorting pathway. Gene Ontology annotation, cellular component: ESCRT I complex. NCBI's taxonomy places the organism in Eukaryota, Metazoa, Chordata, Mammalia, Artiodactyla, Ziphiidae. The record is from RefSeq and is a predicted model, not a curated record. Gene Ontology annotation, molecular function: ubiquitin binding.